Messenger RNA from Pocillopora meandrina, 10531 nucleotides. NCBI's taxonomy places the organism in Eukaryota, Metazoa, Cnidaria, Anthozoa, Scleractinia, Pocilloporidae. The record is from the annotation of a GenBank genome assembly.
AUGUACGGCUUGCUUUUGGAGAAUUUUCGCAGUGUCUUGCUAGAGAAAUAUGGUGAAACGGUGUGGAACAAAAUUGUGGAGAAGUCUGGAACACGGCAUCAUACAUUUGCCACUCACAAGGUAUACUCCGAGGAUAUCAUGGUACGUCUUGUACAAGCAGCUCUGGAAGUAACGAAUGCAAGCAGAGAAACACUUACCGAAGAAAUCGGCCUUCAUUUUCUCGGAUUCAUAGGUCAGUACGGUUACGACAGGAUUUUGAAAGUCCUCGGCCGGCAUAUGAGAGAUUUCCUAAAUGGUCUGGAUAAUCUCCACGAGUACUUGCGGUUCACUUACCCGAAGCUAAAAGCACCGUCGUUUUUCUGUGAAAAUGAGACAGAGAGUGGCCUCACGUUGCAUUAUCGAUCCUCAAGGAAAGGGUUUCUGUAUUACGUGAUUGGCCAGAUAAAAGCAGUCGGUCAAUUCUUCUACCACAUUGAAGUGGACGUCGAAGUGUUGGAGUACAAUGAAAACAAAGAAGGCAGUUACGCCUUGUUUCAACUCACAUUCGACAACAGUGUUUAUAUGGAAACACGUCGACGACCUAAACGUCACUCUGUCAUAUCCCUCAAUGGCGACACCGGCAGCUUGAAGAUACCGAUGGAAAUUUUCUACGAGGUUUUUCCAUUUCACAUUGUCUUUGAUCGAGACAUGGCAAUUUCUAGCACUGGAAAUAGCUUGGAAGCUAUAUUGCCCGCUCUUCCUGGAAAAACUAUUGUCUCACAGUUCACAAUCAUUCGACCUUUCGUCCAGUUUACAUGGGAAAACGUAGGUUGCCGUGAUCUCUUUUUUUCUUAAGUAGCUUUAUUUACUUCAUUUUUCAUCCAACCUUUAGUCCUUCAGUGACCAUGAUAUGGUUUUGAUCAUUUGUGGGAUUCGUUCCCUUAAAAAUUGCCACAUUAAUUAUUUUGAAGUAAGUUUUUAAGGGCAAACGCAAUCUUUUACUCAUUUGAGGUUUAGUUAUAAUAUUGUAACUGAGUCCCUUUGCAAAUUAAAAAUACAUGUGUCGAUUUACUUUAUUAAACAAAUUUUUAAAGCUUUACUCAUAACUUGGCAACUGUCGCUACAUGCAAAACAUUGUCCCCGUACCCUUUUUUGGAAAACAUAAUUUACUUUUUACUUUGAGACCUCCAUGCAAUGAAUAUUUUGAAAGGGUUAGAGAAUUUAUCAAAGUGUUUUUUUCGGUUAAAAAUAGAGCUAUCUUGGUCCACAGCUUCAGAUACAGGUGUAUAUAGCUUGCUGCUAGGGAUAGAAUGUGCUAGUCUGUUGCAGUUUAACUCCUCAUGUUUGGGCUGAUGUUAUAGAUGUAAAGUAAAUUUUCCAAAAUAUUAUCCAAGUAAUUCCUUAAAUCUCUCUAACAAUCACAGAAUCAAAUACACUCUAAAUAUCUCCAAUUUUUGUUUCAUUAUAAACCAAUUUUGUGCUGUCAUUUUUUUCUGGUUUUGCUGGAAGGGAUGAAAAGGACAUAUUGCAAUAUAGUGUGAAUAUUAUUCAUUUGUUUCAAAUUGAUACAGGAGAAUUUAACAAAUACUUGUGGCUCAGCUCAGAAGUUUGGGUUGCUUUAGUGAGCCUUAAAGGAGAUAUUUGUUUCAAAGCUAAGGUGCAGCUAUCUCUUGUGUCUCGCUUACAAAAGGAGUUGAAUUUUUCUAUUUGAGAACAUUUUCAUUGUACCCUGCAUAGUUAACAGAUUUUAUUAAUAUACUCAACCACUGAAUCAGUUCUGUUUGAAAGAUUCAUUCCUUUUUUCAUUAACUUGGUGUGGCUUUGUGCUAUACUUAAACUUUCUUCACACAUCAAUAUUGUCGAAGUGUGUAUUAUAAAUAUGGCUGCUAAUCAUGUAGAAAACUCAGGUGAAUGGCUGCAACUUUUUAUAAUUUGGUUCUAAAUGGCAAGAUGUAAGGUUGAGUUUGAAUAGGGGAAAUGCUGCUUUUUUUUCAUGAGAAGUAAAUGUUAAAAAAGUUUAGGUUCAGUCAGAGAAAUUGUGUACCAAUUACCUUAACCUGAUUCAUGCAAAUAAAUAAUUCAAACUUCUUUGCAUUUUGAGCUUCUAGACAGAGUUAUUUUUAGAAGUCAAGAUGAAAUUUUAAUAAAGUUAUUAGUUUGUUCAUGUGUAUUUUCACUUUCAUUAUAAUUGCAUCUUCUUUGUUUCAAUAUCAAACAAUGAGAUUGAGAAAAGAUUUAAAAAGAAAAUCAGAAUUGGUUAUGAUAUAUUUUUUGUGAGGAAGAAUUUUGUUGUAGAGAAUCUUCUUUUUGAACAAGAAUUGCAUCUUUAAUAUUUAAAAAAUAUGUUUCUCUGAGGUAGAUCAUAGUUUUGUCUCCUUUUACUUUUUAUUUAAUAUGUAUAUACUUCCUGCGUGUUCAUUAAACGAAGUGAAUUUCCAUAGAUAAGUGCUAUCACACAAUGUCUAAGUGAUAAUGGAUGCAAUGAAAAAUUUUUUCCCCUGUUGAAAAUAAACAACAUCAUUUUGACUUUGAGUUUGAGUUGAAUUCAGAGUCUCUUAGUAUUCAAGUGUAGCCUCUGAAUUUUCACUUACUUCUAAAUAGUUAAAGCAAACAAUAAAUCAGACAAGUCUGAAAUUUUGCUCAUUUCUAUAUGAAAUGAAAUAGAUUUUCAAAUAUUGUUUGAUUUUAGCACCAGGGAUGAAGCUAAAAUUUUCAAUAGAGAGAAAUUUUGAAGCAAAACUGAGUUAUAGGGCUUUUUUUUAUAUUGGGAAGUAAAUAGAGAGAUAUUUUCCUUGGGUUGUAGACUUCAUCUAUGGUAGUGAGUACAGGUGUAUUUAAAGGCAAGAUUUUACAGCUGGAAUUUUUUUACUCUGUCAACUAAUAUACUCCUCUGACAAACCUUCCAAAAUUAUGUAUAUCUGAAGUGGGAUAAUUGCUUCCUCAUUAAUUCUGACACUUUCCCACAAUACUUUAAUCACUAUACAUAUUUUCCAAUUUGUGGUGUCAUGAAGAUCACAUAAAGAUCUGAUGGUUACCCACAAAUUGUCACCAUGUAAAAUCUCUUUACAUUUUUGUGUUAAAGAAAGAUAAUUCAGGAACAGUUGAUUGAAAAGAAGUGAACUUGAACAUCUUUCAUUCACAGGUUACAUUGCAUACAAAUGUGGUAUUUGAAUUACAGUCAAUCAAGCCUGUGUUACAGAAUAGUGCUGCUUUUGUGGAGAAUGGUGCAAAUGGAGAAAUGGUUUUAAAUGGAACUGAUAAAGGUGUCUCCAAUGAAUUAUGUUACAUCCAUCUUAAGGGACAGAUGCUGUAUAUGGAAGACUGGCAAUCAAUGGUAUACCUUGCUACUCCGAUGUAAGUGAUUUUGGAAUCUGUGAGUUUGAAUUAUAUAUUUUUUGUGUUACUUUGCAAGGUGACCAUAUUUUUGUGUAUGUUGUGGGUCAUAGAUAUUCAUAGACAGAUGAAGUUUAAAAUUAUUUUCCUGAAAUACUGAAUUUUCAUGGGAAGAGAUUUCAAUGCAUAGUUGGGAGAUAGAAGGCCUUCAUUUUGCAUUCCACGUGUCUAAUAUUUAAUAUUUAUAUUGCGCAUUUUCUAUUGAAAAAUAAUCAAAUAGGCAUUACAAACAUUACAAUAAAUACAAAAUAAGAACCUAUUUACAAUCACUACGAAAUCAAAGAAGAAACCAUACUAUUACAAUUGGCCAGAAGAAAUUAAAGUAAUUUGCAGAGAAAACUUUAUAAAAAUCUAAACAUAAACUAAUUGUACCAAAAAAAUGCCUUGGUGAAUAAAAAUGUCUUAAGUUUCUGUUUAAAAUCACUUUUGUUGCAAGCAGAUCUAAUGCUUAUGGGAAGACUGUUUCAAAGCUGUAGCGCUGCUGCCAUGAAGGAUCAAUUCCCCCAUGGUAAUUUUCAUGAAAUGCUUUGGGUGCUCAGAAAAAUUCCCUUGUUGUUAUUUCACCGUAAAUCAUGAUGGGAUGGCUGUAAAACAGAAAUCAAAUGGCUGAGAUUUUUAGGAGCUGAGCCCUGGAGUACUUUAAAGGUGAUCAAAAGAAUUUUAAACUCGAUACAUAGGUGGAUAGGCAGCCAGUGAAGUUGUUGAAGGAGCGGCAUAACAUUAAAGUGUAUGGGUGCGCAGAAGAUCAAUUGCACACAGGCAUUCAUAACACAUGGGAGUUUUUGCAUGUGAUGGUCAGGGAUGUAUGCAUGUAUGUAAAUCACAUACAGAUAAUUAUUAAGUAAAUGGAAACCAGAGGUAGAUAAAUUGUAUUCCAAGAUAGGUUAAUUUAAGGCAAAGAUAAUGUUGAAACAUAUAAUUGUAGUUCUUAUCUGACUUAAUGCAUCAUGACUGGGAUAUUAAAGGUUUCUGUCACUGAAAGUUUAUGAAAGGGCAGAUGUUUAAAUGUACUUUAACAUAUUAAUAAGAGGAUCUACCACUUGAGGGAACUAUUACCACUGGCCCCUUGGAGUCAUUUAGAAUGGAAACCUCAUAGUGCCUUAAUUUUUAGAUUUUUGUGAGAAAUUUUAAUAAAGAUCUGGAGUUACUCCCCAGUAAGGCAAAUGAAUUCUCCAAGAAAUAGUCACUUUUUGGAUGAAAGUCCUUUCUCAUUAAACUUUGUUUUUCCUAAUUCUCCCAAAUCAAACUCUUUAAGUUUCAGUGUGAUGUGAUGUGAAUAACUUGAUGACAAACAAACUCCAAACUAUAAUAUAUAUGCUACAGCCAAUUAUAAACCACUUUGUUGCUUUGCUAUCAAUAUGUAAAUUAAGAAAUUUAUUUGUAGUCAUUACCAAUAGGCAUAUUUAUUUAGUAAUUAAACCCCUUUUGGCAGCUGUUAUGUUGGCUGAUGUUGUCCACAGCUGAGAGAAAAAUGAAUAUUUGGCUAAGAAGUGAAGCUUUGAGGCAAAUUGUGAAAUUUUGAGAACAAUCUCUCAGAAAGGGAUGCUAUCAGCCAACAUACUAGCAAGCCAGAAGGGAGGUUGUAUAUUUUAUAACCCUCCCAUUAAUUUUUAUAUCAUACAAAAACUGCUUGUAAAAAAGUAAGGUUGAAUUGAUAGCAGAAGCAUAUUUGUAACCAACUUUUUGAUAUUACUAUCUCUCAAGACUCUACAAAACAAGCUUGUUUUAUUCUCAUGUAAAAUAGGAGAGAUGAAUCAUGAAACUCUUUGACUGGCUUUUUCCACUGCUUAUAUCCCCUUUUUACAAGAAUAAUUGUUAGAAAAUGCAGACAAAGAUGGGAUUAUUGCAAGAUAGCUGUCCAGUGAUUUUGCACAUAAAGUAGCCAAUAAUGUCAUGCAAAAAUUAAUGGCUGGGUUAUAAUUGGUGAUAUUACACCUUGUUGGGGUUUUUAAAAUCAGGAAUACAUUUUGUUAGCAAAGUCACAGGAUCUUAGAAGACAUGCAGUCUAAUUUGUGCUCUAAUUACAGCAUUGAAAAGUUGGAUGUGAUGUGCUCCCUUGGAUUGUACAUCAAUGACCUGAGCAUGCACGAUUCAAGCAGAGACCUUGUGCUUGCUGGAACACAGCAGUCAGCAGAACUCAGGCUGGCUCUUGAUCAGGUUUGUUAGACAAUAUUACUGGUAAUCCUUUGACCCCUUAUGUUAAAAGCAACCAGCAUCUAGUUUCUCUUUACAAUAUUACCCCUGAAUCAAACAAGUUCUAAGGAAUAAAGUAAAUGAUCACCUACUAAAGAAACUCUUGAUUGUUAAACAAAUUCUUCUUGGCAGCACCCUAGGAAAUGUGUAGAGAAUAGUAUGGAGAAUAUUCAUACUGAUUUUAAGGUGUCAAGGGUUAAGCCUUCUCUGUGGAUAACAUUAACACCCUAUUACAGCUGAGCCAUGAAUUUAGACAAUAAAAAUUGCAUUUUCUGAAUUUCUCUUUUUGAAUGUAUUCAUGUACAAGAUUUCACAAAUGUAGCAUAAUAUUACAUGCACUUGUAGGAAUGCUUUCAUAGAAAACAAGAUAAUAUUUAUCUAUGUUAAAUAUUUGUGUUUAAAUGCCAGAAUGAAGUUAUGAAGUUCUUCUACAGAUCUGGGGAAUGAUUCUUAUCAAAAAAAUUGUAUUUGAGAGCAUGAUAAGUGAAUAUCUUUUUACAACAUUUUUCAAAAUGCAUGCUGUGUACAUGUAGUGGGGUGUAGCCUGCAAAAUGACCAGUAGAUGCAUUUGAAUAAACAUAGAGAAAACAAUUAACAUUCAAGUGUUCGAUAUAUAGCAAAUAGAUCAGAUUGUUGAUAAUAUUUUAACAACAGUUGCAUUGUAAAUAUACAUUGCUAACUUCGUUAGUGGUCUUUCUUAGCUGGUUAUACUGAUCAAUGAGAAUCUGUAAAGUGGAAGCAUAGCAGAAAUUUGAGUAUUUUGGCAGCUGUCAGUUUGAGUAUGUUUAAUGCAAAUUUAAAUCUUUUUUUUUCCUGUUCCCCUACUGGGUGGAUCAGUCAUAUAUUCACUUUGUUGCUAGAUGCCUGCAUAUUGCUCCAUGAUAAUACAGUAUGCAAACAAUUUUAACCAUCUUAAGUUGAUAGAUCACAUAGGUAUAUUAGCAUUGAACUCUCCACAGUUUGUUAUUGUCAGAUAACAAAACAAAAUCAUUAUAAGUCAAUAACUAGUACAUUAUCAAGACAAUCUGAAGCUCAAGUUGGUGUGUUCAAUAUUGUUGAGUGUUUUUAUUGCUUAAAAAGGCAUGCAGCUUGUUGCUGAAGGAAUCUCAUUGAUAUAGUUCUUAAAUGUUCUUGAAUCUUUACAAUCUUUAUGCGCACUUUCCUGCAGAAAGUUUAAUAUUCUUGAAAAAUUGAUUUAAUUUAUGAUAAAUAUUAAUCCCAGUGUUCUUGUGAGGAGUUCAUGAGCUCCAAGACAUGUGAUGUGAUUUUUUCCUCUCCUUACCUGUUUCUCUGCAUAUGGAGUACCCCCCUUCCUAUAAAAGAAGGGAAAACAUACAAUGAAUGUUUAAAAACUCAACUACCCUAUCCAUGAAAUAUAUUUUUAUUUGUUAAUGAUCAUUUUAUUUUACAGGAAUUGAUCAAAAGUGCGAAGCUUGAGGAGAGCAUGAAGGAACUAGACAUUGAGAAGAGGCGCACUGACUCACUGCUCUAUCAAAUGAUCCCCAGAACAGUUGCAGAUCGCCUCAGGCAGGGUGAACCAGCUCUGAAUACUUGUGAGGUAUGCAAAUUCACAACACCGUGCCAUUUACUUGUAUUGAUUGGACAUUGCAAUUAAUUAUCCCAAGUAAGGUUUUAUUGGGCAAAAUUGUGUGCCUUGUGUGUUUAUCCCUUCCCUGUGGCCAUCACCCAUUUGCUGUUUUUUAAGAAACCCUCUGUUAACAUCAAUAUAUACCUCCAUAUGUGCAGUACCUGGGCAUUAUCAAACAAUUAUGCAAUUAAUCCCUUAAAUCCUGAGUGUGUGAGUGUCUUUUUUUUUUCCAGAUGUUCCAUGAUGUGUCUGUGCUGUUCAGUGAUGUGGUUGGAUUUACACACAUUUGUUCACUUAUUAGCCCCAUGGAAGUGGUGACCAUGUUGAACAAUAUGUACACUGUGUUUGACCAGAUCAGUGAGCAGCAUAAUGUCUACAAAGUGAGUGAUAACCUAUGGCUGACAGCAAGCUUCUUGAUUCUGCAUCAAACUUGGGAAUGUACAAAUAUCUUUUCACAGGAAUUCAGUGACUCUAUUUAUUUAAAAGAAUAGGGGAAAUAGUCUUGGAAUUGCCCUUUUAAAACAGUUCAAUAUCACUCACUCUCUCUCUCUCUCUGUUAUUCCAUUUCAUAAAAAUGUUAUUCACCUUUUCCCAUCUUCUUUGCAUAGUAUUGUCUUUUUUCCCCUUAGUUUUUGUUUGGAAGGUUUUAAGGAUUAAUUUUACCUUACCAUAUGGAGAAAUCAGAGUCAAUGAAAUGGCCUCAUUAGAGCUGCUUAUAUCCCCUCUAAUCUUAGUCCAUGAUUUCUUUUGGAGUCAAACCUUUAUCAUCAUCAUCCACAUUGUCAAUGCUGUUCUCUAUAUUUCCUUUGGUCUUGACAAGGAGAAUUUUUAACAAUCAAAGUUUCUUGGGUUGGAAAUAAUUUUCUCUACUCUUUUGAUCUUAGUGAAUGAUAUCAGCAGAAUAACUCUGAGGAGUUUUUUGUUACAGGUGGAGACAAUUGGUGAUGCAUACAUGGUGGUGAGUGGUGUCCCUGAAAGGAGUAUGUAUCAUGCAGAACAUGUUGCAGACCUUGCACUGGAUAUGAUAGCUGCCAUGCCAACACUCAGUGAUCCAUCAAAAUCAAGUGAAUACCUUAAGAUAAGGAUAGGUAAGGAAAUGUUUGCAGUAAAGUUCUCAUUAAUUAACUGUACUAUCAUUUACAUUUUCACUCAGGUUACAUGUAAUAAAGCGAAUGGUUUGAAACCAGGGGUAACAGUCAAACCUACAAGAGUGACUUACUUAGGUGAUGCAAUGCAAAUGCAGUGCAAAUGCAAUGCAAAUACAAGGGAAGGUGUAGGGUCAAUAAAUAACAAUAAUAGUGAUCCAUUGAUUUUGGGGAAAAUUCAAAGAAUUGCAGAGCCAUAUUGCUGAGUCAAGUGAAGAUUGGCCAUGAUGUGAUUGCACCCCCAAUUAGCACUUUACCACCAUGUUUGACCAUUAAUUUUAACAUCCUUCUUGAAUACAAACUUCUGCUUCAAAUUUGUGUGUGUUUUUUAUAUUUUGAAUCUGAAGUUUAUAUUUUGAAUCUGAAUAAACAGACAUGUAUUGGUGCAGAUCCUAAUGAUGUUUGCACAUCAAAUGCAAGUGUGAAGGGUGAAGAUGAGUGUUUUUGUAUGAAGUCAUUGUGUUUCAUGGUUAUUGUGUCAUGAGAAGUACUAUUCUAAGGUCAUGAUUCUUCAGCCAAAUCAUUUGGUCCGUAUAAGAAUUCGAAACAGUAAUUAAUGCUUGUCUUAAUUCCAUAUUAGGUGUACAUACUGGUAUGGUUGUAGCAGGUGUUGUUGGUUUGAAAAUGCCUCGGUAUUGUUUGUUUGGUGACACUGUCAACACUGCUUCUAGGAUGGAGUCUACAGGAUUGGUACAUAUUUACUUUUUUAAGUACAUCAUUGUUUUUUUUUUAAGAAAAGUAAGAUUAGAAGGCAUGAAUACAAUUACAAAAUUCAAAGCUGAGUUAAAAGUCACAGCUCAGGUCAAACUGGUGACAUUUUAGAUGUGCAAUUUUUAUAACGUUAAAAUAUCUCUUCUAUUAAAACAAUUUUCGUUUUCAUGAAGGUACCUUGAUGAAGAAUGAAGUAUAGUAGCUUGCUUACACUUUAUAAAAGCAAGAUUAAGACAUAAUUGUAAUGUGCUAAUUUUUUUUUCCUUUUUGUUUUUUUGUUGUUCUAACUUGUUUUACUUUUUUCUUUUCAUUUUCAUGGCAUGCUGUUCUGUGAUUUACUAAAAUAUCUCGGAAUGUUUUCUUGUCUGUCUAGGCCAUGAAAAUUCAUGUUAGUGAGACAACUUACAGUUGUUUACAAGCUGCUAACUAUCUCAUGAAGCAAAGAGGGAGUAUUGAUAUCAAGGUACUCAUUCAUUUUUGCAAACUCCUAUUUCAGUUGUUAAUACCAAAUUACCUUGUUAUACUCUCCAAAUGAUGCAGCACAGUUUCUAUAGAACCACAGUUUCUAUAGAAACUUACCCCCUUUAUUCAUUAACCUACAUAGAACUUACCAUAAACAUGUAUGAACUUGGCUUACAUUAGCAAUACAGAAAGAAUCCUGUGCAGAGAGUUGGUAGAAAAGAUGUUAAAGUUUGAGCUUGGUUAUGAAAAUGAAAGUUGGUAAACCCUGGCCAGGACAGUACAGGAAAAGAAAAAUUAGAUGCAUUUUAGUUAUGACACUGACUUCUCUCUGUAUACUUGCUGUUAGGGAAAGGGAGGAAUGAAGACUUUCUGGCUUGUUGGUAAGAAAGAUGGAGGAGAAGCGGUCCAGUCUUAUAUGUCUAUGGUGGGAGGCCACACUACUGCAAUUGGGGGACACCAUCAGGGGGAAAUGUCUCAUGCUACCAUGGGGAGCCAUACUUUUCAGCCCAAGGCUGAUUCUGUGCCUGAAGAGGAGGAACUCAUUGAAACAGAAGAUGAUGUAGUGAUACCACAGAAAGACUGUCCAGUUGCCUACUAUGGUCAUGUUCCUCACACACCACACAGCUCUAAUAAUGGAGUUCUCUUCCAAUGGGAAAAGGUGGGAAAAUAAGUUUUUUUGUGCCAUAGUUACACAAAGUUUUGCAUUUCCAAUGAGCUUCAAUGAAUAGGUGUGGAAAAAAUGCCAAACUAGAACCAACAAUAUCUGAUUUUUUAAUAAAAAUUGAUGUAGGCAGUUGUGACUUACACUUUAGUAAUACCUUUUAAUGCUACAUUCACCAAGAAAAAGCAAACUUACCAUUUCUCUUUUCUUUUUUUUUUUUUUUUUUUUUUCUUUUUUUUUCAGGUCAAUUUUAAAGAAGAUACUUUAAUAGAGGUUGACAAUCCUGCUGUGGAAGAGAAACAAAACAAAUCAGACAUGAAAAAUGGACCAAAUACCCAGAAGGAAGUAAAGGCCAACAAUUCCAAUUCGACACUAACCACCAUGUGCAGUCUUUUCUAA